AUAGUGGAUCCGGAAAACCUUCCUCUCUCCUUACUCCUAAGACCCACCAUCCAACUCCCCCUCCUCACACCAAUCACCAUAACCUACCCACAAAUAGUACUCGCCCUUUGCGGCAAACCUCCUUGCAUAGCUAGCUCAUCAGACACCCCCAACACCCAACCAAUCACUCAAUCCAACCGACGAUCGAUUCGUAGCAACCGAGGAGAGAGAAAAUGACGGAGGCAGUGAUCAGGAACAAGCCAGGAAUGGCGAGUGUCAAGGACAUGCCUUCCCUUCAAGAUGGACCUCCACCUGGUGGUUUCGCUCCUGUUCGUUACGCUCGUCGUAUCCCCACCAAAGGUCCUAGCGCCAUGGCCAUCUUUCUCACCACUUUCGGCGCUUUCGCUUGGGGUAUGUACCAGGUUGGCGAAGGCAACAAGAAGCGCCGGGCAAUAAAGGAAGAGAAAUAUGCUGCUCGCCGAGCCAUACUGCCUUUGCUGCAGGCAGAAGAGGAUGAAAGAUUUGUCAAAGAAUGGAAAAAAUACCUAGAAGAUGAGGCCAGAAUCAUGAAGAAUGUGCCUGGCUGGAAGGUAGGUGAGAAUGUAUACCAUUCUGGGAGAUGGAUGCCUCCUGCAACUGGUGAGCUUCGUCCUGAAGUUUGGUGAUCCACUUUGACGAUGUCACGUUUAAGAUCUUGUUCAUCCCUUGCUGCAGCCGAAGAAAUAAUAAUGUAGUAAUCCAAAUAUUUCUUUACCCUCACAGUGAGUGAGUGUCUAUUUGCUGCUGUUAUAAAUAUGAUUGCCAUUUUACUUUUUGUGUACGGCACUAGUGUUUUUCUUCCUUUACUUUGUCGUCAUAAUUUUGUCUUUAAAUGUCAUUUAUAAGUAAUCGCUGUUGGCAUUUCAAAGAAAAGAUUUUAUAACCUUUGUUGUGUAGUCUUUGAAUUCGAAGUUCAUUAGCACUGAUACAUGUUACCCGGUGUUGCGUAUAUGUCUUGACAGUCUUGCAUAUA
Messenger RNA from Chenopodium quinoa (quinoa), 991 nucleotides. RefSeq names its product NADH dehydrogenase [ubiquinone] 1 alpha subcomplex subunit 13-B-like. Lineage: Eukaryota; Viridiplantae; Streptophyta; Magnoliopsida; Caryophyllales; Amaranthaceae. Bases 213 to 644 code for a protein of 143 amino acids. The record is from RefSeq and is a predicted model, not a curated record. The transcript is spliced from 3 exons.